This is a messenger RNA of Fulmarus glacialis (Northern fulmar), 945 nucleotides long. It is a transcript of the gene GPR141, whose product is annotated as G protein-coupled receptor 141. Gene Ontology annotation, biological process: G protein-coupled receptor signaling pathway. The transcript has a single exon. The record is from RefSeq and is a predicted model, not a curated record. Gene Ontology annotation, molecular function: G protein-coupled receptor activity; oxysterol binding. NCBI's taxonomy places the organism in Eukaryota, Metazoa, Chordata, Aves, Procellariiformes, Procellariidae. Gene Ontology annotation, cellular component: membrane. The coding region runs from base 1 to 945 and encodes 314 amino acids.
AUGUACAAGGAAGAUUUCAGAAGCAUGAUUGAAGAGAAUAGGAACAGCAGUGACUCCUCCUCUGCCUUCACUCACACCAACACCAUGAGUGCCAUACUGAUUACUGCCUACUCAGUUGCCUUUGCUGGAGGUGGGAUCGGGUCCAUCACAAUGUCAUUUGUGCUGGUCAAGAUGAACACUCUGUCAGUGACCACUACAGCCAUCAUUAACCUGGUCGUUGUGCACGGCCUCCUCGUCUUAACGGUGCCCUUCCGCCUGCACUACUAUGUCAACAAGAAGUGGGUAUUCAAGAUGCCAUUUUGCAAAAUGGUGAGUGCAAUGGUGCACAUCCACAUGUACCUGACGUUCCUAUUCUACGUGAUCACGCUGGUGAUCCGGUGGCUCAUCUUCUUUCAAUGGAAGGACAAGGUGGAGUUUUACAGGAAGCUGCACGCCAUUGCAGCAAGCGCUGCUGUGUGGGUCUUCGUCAUGGUCUUUGUGGUGCCAGUCUUGUCCUUCGAGUAUGGACGCUCAGGCUCAUACAAUGAUACGACAUGCUUUAAAUUCCACAAAGAACUACGGCAGGAGAGCGUGAAAGCCCUGAACUACACCAUAAUUGUAGCUGUCACCUGCAUUACUUGUGUCCUCUUGGGCCUGCAGAUUUUCAUCCUGGUAAAAGUGUCGAGAAAACUUUCCACAUCCUUCUGGUCACACCAAGAGUUCUGGGCCCAGGUGAAAAACUUGAUUUUCAUCUGUGUCAUUAUAAUUUGCUUCCUUCCCUAUCACCUCUUUAGGGCCUACUACAUACAGCAUGUGGGUGAUUUUGACCAGUUAGAAAGCUACAAUGAAGUUUUUUUGAGUCUGACUGCCCUCAGCUGUCUGGACCUGCUGUCGUUCGUGCUGAGCGGAAGCCGCUUCUUCAAGCAAAAGGUGGGCAUGCUCCGCAACAGGUUGUCUUGCUGCUAG